AUGCAAGAGACAGGGAACUCUCAAAGUCCUCAUCUACAUUCUCCCUUCGAGCACGUCCCAUCGCCAGACCGCUCUGUAUCGACCCAUUAUCAUCGCAAGAUAAGGGAUGAUGUUAGAGACAAGCAUGAUUUCCGAAGUCUUCCUAUUGUUGACAACCUGACAAAUGUAUUUUCCGAGUGGGGUUGGUCAACGUCGCAGGAUUGUGAAGGUCGUUCUCAGCCGGGAGCAAAUAUCUCAAAUCAAGGGCUUACAAGGCAGAAAACUGCCUCAAGAUCAACGGAUAAGCGUUCUGAUCGAGAUGACUCGGCUCAGGCCCAGAGGAUCCCCACAGCGAUCACCCAAUUGGAGCAGACAUCAUUCACAGGGGAGUAUGGGGUAUUCACCAAAGUCCUCUAUUACAACAAUACUAGCACCGUGCAACUUUUCGAAAAGAAAGCACCAGUUUCCCAGCCAAUCCUAUCGCCGACACAACCCCGGAAAGGGUUCAUGCUGACGAAAUUAAGGCGUGCUUCUAUGCCGAAGUCAACAAUCAGGGAACUCUACGCAGUCAGAGUAUUUCAUCAUACCAAAGCCAACUUGGGCCGGGUGCCCAACCUCCCACGAGGCAGAAGUAGAAGGCCACCCCUCUCUCAUCCAAAUAUUGUCUCCAUCCUCGAUAUUCUUUACAAUAAGCAAGGAAAUAUUUGUCUUGUCAUGCCUUACUGUACUGGUGGGAACUUGCACGCUUUUCUGCAACAAGAAGCGAGGGCCAACGAUGGCCUGUCCCUUGAGGAAAUAAACUGCUUGAAUGUCCAGAUAUUGCGUGCAAUCGGCUUCCUACACGAACACGGGAUUUCCUAUGGGGAUUUAAGGCCAGAACAUGUACUACUCACUACCCGAGGUGCGGUGAAGGUGGGUGGCUUUGGGGGAAAUGAAGAUGCAGUGCGGGAAUUGGUCGCAUUCUCACGUCGUGAAGAUUCUACUUCCCCUCAGUCUGGACCAAGCCCUGGCAACUCCCGAGAAUUUAAUUCUAAGUUGCUCCUGUGUGUACGAAGAAGUGUGUCGGAGUUGAGUACUCCUUAUCUUCCUCCAGAGAGGUUUUCCGGUCGCCGUGACUCUGUCCGUCAAGGCUAUACCCACCAAGAUAUGUAUGAUGUUAGGGCAGGUGAUAUAUGGGCAUGCGGCAUGAUCUACAUGAUCCUACAGUCUGGCCGACUUCCGUGGCGCACCACCCGGACAGUGGAUCCUGACAAAUCCUAUACUGAAUAUCUCCAUUGCCGUUUGAUGCAGAAUGGAUAUGGCCCUAUACAGGCUCUGGAAAAUGUAAGUUACAGAUCCGAUCGCGCCAGAUUCCACACGCUCAGCAUGAACAUAAUAUCUAAUAGUUCAUAA
This is a messenger RNA of Penicillium waksmanii, 1371 nucleotides long. Its product is annotated as kinase-like domain-containing protein. The record is from RefSeq and is a predicted model, not a curated record. Lineage: Eukaryota; Fungi; Ascomycota; Eurotiomycetes; Eurotiales; Aspergillaceae. Gene Ontology annotation, molecular function: ATP binding; protein serine/threonine kinase activity. The coding region runs from base 1 to 1371 and encodes 456 amino acids. The transcript has a single exon. Gene Ontology annotation, biological process: intracellular signal transduction; protein phosphorylation; intracellular monoatomic cation homeostasis.